Messenger RNA from Cutaneotrichosporon oleaginosum, 923 nucleotides. RefSeq lists its product as uncharacterized. The record is from RefSeq and is a predicted model, not a curated record. Lineage: Eukaryota; Fungi; Basidiomycota; Tremellomycetes; Trichosporonales; Trichosporonaceae.
GCCGAGGGUCGCAUUGACCGAUCAGCUCGGGUCUUCGACGAGCGCCGCCGCCAUACCGUCCCGCAGACCCUGGGCUAGAAUUGGAGGCGCAGUCUAGUCUCCGAACCCAGAAAAGCGUUGAGCGCGGAAUUGUCGUUGUGUUGUCGGCGCCACCAAUUCAUACUGAGGGUUCGCGAUGGGAAUUGUAGAACUCUGAUCAUCUUGGGCCGCGGAGGCAUACCGAGCUCCCUCGCCCAGAAUUCCGGGCUGGGCCCUGCCGCACUCGGGGACGCGAGCGCGGACCUGCCUCUUCGAGCCGACGCGUCUCGCUGUGCUCGUGCACUGGCAAACCUAGAAGAGAAUGGAAGACGCAGUGCGUGCACCGUGUUCAGAGGAGAGUCGAGAAGGUCCAGAAGGCCAUAUUGCUGUCGGCAUCGUUAUCCAUUCCGUACACGGCUCCACAGGUUGCGCAAGGUGUAACUCUGGUUCAAGCAUCUCGUCGGCGUCACCAGUACGGGUCGGACGGAGCGUGACAGGUGUGACGGGUCAUGUGCAGGCACUGCUUUCCAUGUUUGGGUCCCAGAGGCCAGAGCUGGCUAUGAAACCUGCUCCUAUGCUCCCAUGUUCCCAUGCUGGCCUCUCGGAAGCUGUCGCCUCGGCAUGCGGCGAAUUUGAAUGCCUUGUGGCGCGCACGGGCGUGGCGCUCUGCAGUUUGCGCUUCUGCGUCUUAUGGUUCAUGGGAUGCGGCGUGGUCCAACAGCUGGCAGCUGGGUCAGGACGAGCCAACGCCUCGUGCCCAGUGCAGGCCAAACAAGACGAGAUCGACAAACGGCAAACAUGUCAUAGAGUUAGUUGGUGCCUUGCACGACGCGUCGUGGUCAAUUGACUUUGGAAUAUGGGUACCUGGCGACCUUGUUUGUGUUUAGAGCCGAGCUAAAGUUGGA